Messenger RNA from Episyrphus balteatus (marmalade hoverfly), 1543 nucleotides. RefSeq names its product WW domain-containing oxidoreductase (gene Wwox). Lineage: Eukaryota; Metazoa; Arthropoda; Insecta; Diptera; Syrphidae. The transcript has 6 exons. Gene Ontology annotation, molecular function: protein binding. The record is from RefSeq and is a predicted model, not a curated record. Bases 164 to 1393 code for a protein of 409 amino acids.
GAACUAAUGCAAAGUAUUUGUUGUUAAUUUUUUGUGAUAACAAUUUUUAAUUGAUAGAUAAUUAAAAGUUUUUUAGCAAAUUAUUAUAUGAUACCCCUUCUUUUGAAUAGUGUUUAAUUCUUGUUAAGUUCAAGAAUAUAGGAUAUCCUUUUUGUUUUUCAAUAUGCCAGGAUUUCUACCCGAUUCCGAUAGUGAGGAUGAAUUACCUCCAGGAUGGGAAGAAAGAGCUACAGAUGACGGUCAUGUUUUCUAUACAAAUCAUCAAAACAAAUCAACUCAAUGGGUUCAUCCCAGAACUGGCAAAUCAAAACGUGUAUCCGGCGAAUUGCCAAUUGGUUGGGAGAAAAUAAUCGAUGAAAAAACCAACCGUCCGGCGUUUCUGCAAAAGAGUACCAAUCAAGUAACUUACACAGAUCCACGUCUAGCAUUUGCUGCCGAAGUACCAACCAUGAACAUUGCCGAGGUACGUCAACGCUUCGAUUCUAGCACAACUGCUUUGCAGGUUUUGCAUGGCAAAGAUUUGUCGGGCAAAUUAGCCGUAAUAACUGGUUGCAAUGUCGGCAUUGGCCUGGAAACAGCAAGAUCAUUGGCUUUGCAUGGUUGUGAGGUGAUCUUUGCGUGCAGAAAUCAACAAUCGAGUGAGGAAGCUAUUAAAAAGAUUGCCACCGAAAAGUCAGCAGCGGGAAGGAAAUGUAGAUUCAUGUUACUCAAUUUGAGUUCAUUGCAAUCUGUUAAGAAUUUCUCAAAAGAACUUAAGCAAACUGUUAAUCACGUAGAUUAUCUUAUUCUUAAUGCUGGCGUAUUUGCUUUGCCCUAUUCAGUCACGGAAGAUGGAAUAGAAACAAUUUUUCAAGUUAGUCAUUUAUCACAUUUCUAUUUGACUCUUGAGCUGGAGAAAUUGUUUGAUCAUAAAACUAGAGUUGUUGUUUUGUCAUCAGAGUCACACAGAUUCUCUACUCUACCCGCAGAUCAUUUGACCGAACAGCAUCUUUCACCGCCUGCGUCCAAAUUUUGGAGCAUGAUGGCAUACAACAAUGCCAAACUGUGUAACGUGCUGUUUGCCAUGCAUCUUGCUGAGAAAUGGAAAAACCGAGGAAUAUCUGUGUUUUCUGUGCACCCAGGUAAUAUGGUCUCAACGAAUAUAAUGCGCAAUUGGUGGUUCUAUCGUUUGCUCUUUGCAAUUUUUCGACCAUUUACUAAAUCAGUGCAACAAGCCGCAGCCACAUCGGUCUACUGUGCAACGGCCACUGAACUCACUGGCCUCACUGGAUUAUAUUUCAAUAAUUGUUUCUUCUGUGAGCCAAGCAAAUUGGCACAAAGUAAAACAUUGGCUGAACAAUUGUGGCAGUUGAGUGAGAAUAUGAUUAAGGGCAUACUAUCUGAGCAACAAUGAUGAUUUGUGUAGUCGAUAGGUCAUAUAUAGCAAUUUGGAUGGUUAGAUAUGGGUUCGAUGGAAUCAUUACGACUACGAGUUUGUGUUUUAAAUGCACUUGCUUGUCUUCUUCAUCAAAUAUGUUGUGGCUGCCUAUGUAAUUAGUGAAUU